Molecule: messenger RNA, 1504 nt
Organism: Nicotiana tabacum (common tobacco)
Lineage: Eukaryota; Viridiplantae; Streptophyta; Magnoliopsida; Solanales; Solanaceae
Product: protein FAR1-RELATED SEQUENCE 5
Source: RefSeq, a predicted model, not a curated record
CUGAUUUGGUAGAUUAACAAAUAACAAGUAUUUUUUAAUAUACUUCUAAUUCUUUCGGAUUUUUCGUUGGACUCUUCCUGGUCCUGUCCCUUUAUACUCCAUUUUACAUAGUGAAUUUUCUUUGUCACGCCAAUGAACAAUGUGUGUUUCACGAAGAAGAGCCUGAAUCGGGAGAAGAAACGUCCGAAAUCCAAAUUGAAGCUUCAACGACCAUAAACCCUUUUCGUUUGGUCGCAAGUGGAACAUCAUCGGCUGUUUUUUCCAUCAAAGUCACUUCCGUUGUCCAUACAAUGAACUUAGAGACUGGAGCUGCUACAAUAGAUUGUUCUGCUGAAAGCCAGUUAGUUGCAUGUGAGGAUAAUGUGGUUAGGGAGCCAUUUAUUGGAAUGGAGUUCGAGUCAGAAGAUGCUGCCAAAGGAUUUUAUGAUGACUAUGCUAAGCGUGUUGGGUUUAUCAUGCGCAUUGAUCAGUGCCGGCGUUCAGAAGUCGACAAGAGAAUCCUUUCACGACGACUUUCAUGUAACAAGCAAGGCUAUUACGUGAAAAUGAAAAACCAUUAUGGACCACCUAGAAAAACACGCACUAGCACACGAGAAGGGUGCAAGGCAAUGAUGUUGGUAAAGGUUAACAAGUCUGAUAAGUGGGUUGUGACGAGAUUCGUGAAGGAGCAUACCCAUCCAUUGAUUGCUUCUGGAUGUUCUUCUCGUAAUGCAAUGGAUAAAAAGGACAGGAGGAUCCUAGAACUGUCGGCGGAGUUGGAGCAUCAGGAUAAAUUAUGUGACCUAUACAGAGAGCAGCUAAUUACUUUUUUGGAAAAUGUUGAGCAGCAGAUGGAGCUUUUGUCAAAGAAAAUUGAAGUAGCUGUCAACAAUGUAAAAGAAAUAGAAGCAGAAGUUCAAAAGCCAUCCAAUAACCAGUAGCCAUGUGUAAGUAUUUAGAUGUUGGUAUGGUGUUAUCCUUUUGUAGCUUGACAAAACAUUUGAUUACCCUAAUCUGUCAUUUUGGAAAAGUGGAGAACAAGAAGGAGAAACUGGAAAAGACAAGUUUUUCCGGAAUGUUAUGUCACGUUCUGUUCAUCUAACGUCACUGAAAUUUAUUUCACUGGAUUAUGUAGCUUCUUGCUUGCUGGUUCAGAUUUAUAUUGUAUAAACUCAAAUGAUUUGGUGGAAGCUGAUGGAAUCUGCCUGCUACUAGUCCCCAGAAUGUUAACUGCUCUUUAUUUGGUCAAAUGACGCUGAAGCAGUCUUAGUUUUUUGCUUACGAGCAAUUGUAAAAGAACAUGGACAGUGUAUCAAGCAGAGCUUAGGAGAUUGUUGACGCAUAAUUGCUUAGUUUACAUUGUUUAAACUGGCUUUGGAGGUUAUUGACGUAUACUUGUGUAAUUUACAUUGCUUAAACUAGCUUUGGAGAUUAUUGAUGUUUAGUAUACAUAUAUGUAAAGUUCGUUAGUGAUGGAUGCAGAGCAUGAUUUAUAACAGAGGUAGUUUGUGGCCUUGUGGGUAAA